AUGUCGCUACUGCGCCGUGCGGUGGCGCUGCGCCUGCCGAGUGCAGGUGCCCGGAGUGCGACCAGUAUGCCACGUACCGCAUUCUCGCCGGCGGUGCAGAGCCUGCGUGUAGCCGCAGUGCGCCCUACGAUGCCGCCCGUGGCGUUCCAACGCCACCUGCAUGCACGGGCGAUCAGCACGAGCUCCGGCAUGCCCAAGUUCAUGCUGCGUCUCGUGCGCCUGCCGAUCUAUGGAAUUGCAGGUGCGGGCGGCUUGUACGCGUACACGAACUACAAGCUCGACGAGUGGAAGGGGCGUCUCGGCGACCUGUUUGGCUCGGCGAGCGACUCGGCGAACGGCCUCCUCGGCGCGCUGUCGGAGAACUCGAACAGCGCGCUGGCGUAUGCGCGUGACGGCUGGAACUCGUUCUUGUCGCGCUUUGAGCAGGCGCGCGAGGAGCAGGAGGAGAGCGACGAGGGCGGCAACAACAACAACAACAACAACAACAACAACGACCAGGACUCGGUCCUCGCCGCGGCCGCCGCGGCGCUUGGCGCGACGCUCAACGGCGGUGAGGGCGAGGGCGAGGGAGAGGGCGGCGAGCACCACCACGGCCCGCAGCCCGGCUCGUCGGAAGAGCUCAUGCUCCUUACGCGCAAGCUCAUCGAGGUGCGCAACAUCCUCAAAGAGGUCGAUCACGACGGCGACCAGCUCGUGUUGCCGAGUAUUGUCGUGAUUGGCUCGCAGAGCAGCGGCAAGAGCAGUGUGCUUGAGUCGAUUGUCGGCCACGAGUUCCUGCCGAAGGGCAACAACAUGGUGACGCGCCGCCCGAUUGAGCUUACGCUCGUGCAUGUCCCCCCUGGCGACGUGCCUCCGGACGGGAUCGUCGAGUACGGCGAGUUCCCUGGCACAGGCAUGGGCAAAGUGACCGACUUUAUGCGCAUUCAAAAGGUGCUGUACGACCUGAACAUGGCCGUGCCUGCCCAGGAGUGCGUGAGCGACAAGCCGAUCGAGCUGCACAUCCACAGUCCCCACGUCCCCGACCUCUCGCUCAUUGAUCUGCCCGGCUACGUGCAGCUCAGCUCGAUGGACCAGCCGGAGGAGCUGCGCGAAAAGAUUGCUGGCCUCUGCGAAAAGUACAUCCAAGAGCCGAACAUCAUUCUCGCGGUGUGUGCCGCAGACGUUGACCUGGCGAACUCGCCCGCGCUGCGUGCGAGCCGCAAGGUCGAUCCCCUCGGCAUGCGCACGAUCGGUGUUGUGACCAAGAUGGAUCUCGUUCCUGCCGACGUCGGCGCGUCGAUCCUGAACAACAACAAAUACCCCCUGUCGCUCGGCUACAUUGGUGUCGUGUGCCGCUCGCCCGAGCCGGUGAACCACUCUGUCUUUUCUCUUGGACGUGCUGCGAACCCCGUCGAGCUGACGCAGCAGUACGAGCGCAAGUACUUUGACGAGCACGCGGUCGCCUUCGAGGCCCCCCAGCGUGGCCGCAACGCCGGCGUCGCGCCGAUGGUCGGCACGGACAAGCUGCGCCAGCGCCUCAUGGUGGUGCUGGAAGAGAACAUGGGCGCGUCGCUUACUGGCGUCGCUGGCGUCGUCCGCUCCGAGCUCGAGGACGCCGCGUACCAGUUCAAGGUGCAGUACAACGACCGCACGAUCACCGCCGAGAGCUACGUGACCGAGGUGCUCGACGUGUUGAAGCAGCGCUUCAAGCUCUUUGCGCAAAACUUUGGCAAGCCCGAAGUGCGUGUGCUGCUGAAGAAUGCGCUCGACGACAAGGUCAUGGACAUCCUCGCACAGAUCUACUGGACCGACGGCAAGAUUGGCGAGCUGACCGAGCUCGGCGAGAAGCGCCGCGAGUCGCCGGACGAGCUGAACCCCGAGUGGAUGCACAAGCUCGACGCCUCGACCGGGGCGCUAACCAAGAGCGGCAUCGGGCGCAUGAGCACGCAGCUUGUCGCGAAUACGAUCCGCGCGCAGCUCGAGCAGCUCGCCCUUUCGGAACCCUUUAAUCACCACGUCGAGACGGCCGAGCGGAUCGUGUCGUUCGGCACGGCGCUGCUCAAGGACCGCUUCACGAUCACCGCCGACCAAGUCGAGAAUUGCGUCAAGCCGUACAAGUACGAGGUCGAGCUGAACGAGCGCGAGUGGGAGGAAGGGCGCAAGCAGUCAGAGGCGCUCAUGCGCAACGAGCUCGCGAUGUGCAGCGAGGCGUACGACCGCCUGAAAAACGCGAUCGGUUCGCGCCGCCUGCGCGGUGCGGUCGAGUACAUUGUACAGCUCGAGGAGCGCGAGCGGCAGCGCAUUGCUGCGCGUGUCGAGUCGAGUGGCGACGCCGAGGCGCUCGCGGCCCUCGCGCAGGACGACCAGAACGACCCGACGCGCCCCGGCUUCAACGCGGCACUGCUUUCGAAAGCGCGCGAGGCGCGUUUCCUGCAGGACCGUGCCGACAUCCUGCGCAUGCGCCUGGCGGUGCUGCGCUCGCGCCGCUGCAAGGCGGGUCCCGACCAAAAGGUGUUCUGCCCCGAGUCCUUUUUGAAUGUCGUGACGGAGAAGCUGACGUACACGGCGGUGAUGUUUAUCAACAUUGAGCUCCUCGCCGAGUUCUUUUACCAGUUCCCCCGCGAGAUCGACGCACGCCUCGGGUACGACAUGUCGAAGGACGACAUGACCGCGUUCGCUCGCCAGAACCCUGCCAUUCGCAAGCACAUUGAUCUGCAGCAGCGCAAGGAGAAGCUCGAGGAAGUGAUGCUCAAGCUCGACGACCUCACACGGCUGUACCAGGACAAGCUGCCCAAGCGCCCGGCCACGCACUCCAAGUGGCUUUUCUUUUAA
Molecule: messenger RNA, 2811 nt
Organism: Malassezia japonica
Lineage: Eukaryota; Fungi; Basidiomycota; Malasseziomycetes; Malasseziales; Malasseziaceae
Gene: msp1
Product: mitochondrial dynamin GTPase Msp1
Exons: 1
Coding region: 1-2811 (936 amino acids)
Cellular component (GO): microtubule; cytoplasm; membrane
Molecular function (GO): microtubule binding; GTPase activity; GTP binding
Source: RefSeq, a predicted model, not a curated record